This is a messenger RNA of Cladophialophora carrionii CBS 160.54, 1263 nucleotides long. RefSeq lists its product as uncharacterized. Bases 1 to 1263 code for a protein of 420 amino acids. The record is from RefSeq and is a predicted model, not a curated record. Lineage: Eukaryota; Fungi; Ascomycota; Eurotiomycetes; Chaetothyriales; Herpotrichiellaceae. The transcript has 3 exons.
AUGUGGAAGAAAUCAAAGUCCGAUGAAGACGCCUUCGACAACAUGUUCACAGCAUGCCCUCCCUUCCCCGAGCAACCAUGGAUCUACAUCACCGACCCAAUGGGCAAAAAUGGCCAUGCAAACAAUGUCCAGGACAUGAUCGACGCCGCUCAGUUCCAUUACAGCGGCAUGUCUGCCAACUUCUUCAACUCCAGCGACCUCUCCUCCAUGGACACUCUUCUCCACCAUCUCGACAAGUCCAAAACCGCACGCCAUAUCAGCAAGAAAGCGUUCUUGAUCGUCGACAAGUUGAACCGCCUGGACUGUGAGAAUGGAGAGAAGAUGGAAGCAGCCAAGAAGAUCCGUGAGCAUGCCGCGAAGUCAGGACGUACCUUUGCCAGCGUGAAUCUCUACAUGGAAGAGGGCACCAAGGAGCGUGAAAUGAAGAAAUGGGGACCCCAUCAUCUGGAGUUGUGCGUCGCAGACUUGACACACAAGCAGGUCGCCGAGCAGGUGUACAAGUGGUUGUUCACGGCCAUCCCACCCACCGAGCACAUCUACCUCCUCACGCAGGUCAAACUCCAAGUCACCGACCAGAAACACUACCCUGACUACGAGUACUGUCCGCUGGGCGACAUCAAGAAACAUGCCAAGGAUGCAAAAAUCCAGUUCGGCGUGGUCAUCACAUCCAAGCCCGUCUUGGUUCCCGGCACGCAGCGCCUGCAUUGGACUGUGGCGGACAAGUCUGGCACGGGCAAUUUCUACUUUCAAUACCGCGGCCCUACCUCGCAGUACACGUGGGACUGGGUGCAAUCCCUUCAAGCAGGCGACAUCAAAUCUCUGCCUCGCAUGCCGUCUGUGCAGAUCCGCGAAAGCCGCACCGUGCGCGUGGCCAAACUCCCUCUCCGCACCGCGUCCUUUGCAGUCUCAUCCGUCGGCCUGGCGAUCAAGGGCGUCGGCUCGGGAAUCAUCAAGGUCGGCGACGUCUUGAGCAUGGGAAAGUCCACUGAAUACGUUCCGCACGGCGACGUAGACAAGAACGGCAAGAAGAUCGAUUGGGCCAAGAAGUUCGAAAAGGAAGGCAAAGACAGGAGCGAGAAGGUGGAGAAGGCGAAGAAGAUGUUGACGGAGAAGAUCGCUGCCCAGUUGGCGGUGGCGCGGAAGCGGAAGAACCGGGGUGCUCACGUCGAUCCUGAGGGCGUGCAUGACAGUGACAGUGAUGCGAAUACGUUGUGUGGAAGCGAGAAGCAGGCCGUUGUUGUCAUGGAGAAGGAGUUCUGCUAG